UCAGGUGAAAGCAUUCGGUUAUGGCAUCUGCAUUUUGGGCUAUGCGGGCGCCAUGACGCAUCCAGUGAUUCACCAUGCCUUCAUCUUUCCCGAAGAUAAUACAGCCUCCUUUUAUCAAAGAAUGAAAGUUCAAGCCGAAACAUGCUUCUUGAUGGCAGACCUGAACGAGACAACUCAGACGGCUGUGCCACCUGGAAAUGAGGGCUCAUUAUACACGAUUGUGUCAUUCAUUUUCACAGUUAUUCACAUCAUUAUGAUAAUCCCUAGCACUGUUCUCGUACACAUGUUGGAUCUCUUCGCCCUCCUCACCACCAUUUGCUGCUGGAGGGUGGUGAAUAAAUUCCUGCGAGAUUGCAAAAGGUUGGAAUCGAGUUUGGUGGGGCUGGACGAUGCUGAAGGACUUGCUGAAGUGAUUUUGGACAAGUAUGACAACCUCAAAGCUUUUAUUAACAAUGUCAACAAUGCAACGGGACUGGUAUUUCUCUGUUGUAUUGGAAUUUCUCUCCCAUUUUACGCUUCAUUUACUGCAGUUUUAUUCUUUGAAGAAAAAAUCGAUUGGUUUGAAACCAUUCAUUUUUACGUGUACUUUAUAACAUUUUUGAUAGUACUAACCUUGGCGGCCAACAUCAAUAAAAAGGCAAAUGAAUUUUAUGAUUGGAUAUCAACAUCUCCAAUUGCGCUAACUAUACAUCCGAAUCAGAUGACGUUACUAAUGAUGGAUUUGUACUCGAAUCGAAUUGCGUUAAGCGGCUGUGGCGUGUUUUCGCUGACAUUCAGAUUUUUCGUCACCAUUCUCAGCAUCAUCGUAACCUACACCAGUAUAAUUGUGCAGCUACAAAUUAGCAGGAGAGAUGCCACACUCCUCCUGAUGGGCAACAGCACCAGAGCACUUGGCUAAAAAUUGUCUCCCGAGCUCAUUUACGCCGACAUACAUAGAUCUCCAGGUGUCCAUUACGUGUACUUGAAAAUGCUGUCUAAUUGGUUGAAGCUGUUGUUCGUAGUUUACUAUUUGGUACUUCCAUGAGAUUUAAGUUUACUAAAGUAUAUAACAUAUGCAUGUAUAUAUGUAAUUUAUAAUUGUGAAAUCUGCAUUAAAAUUUAAUA
Folsomia candida is the source of this 1104-nucleotide messenger RNA. RefSeq lists its product as uncharacterized. Gene Ontology annotation, cellular component: membrane. The record is from RefSeq and is a predicted model, not a curated record. Gene Ontology annotation, biological process: sensory perception of taste. The transcript has 4 exons. The coding region runs from base 53 to 898 and encodes 281 amino acids. NCBI's taxonomy places the organism in Eukaryota, Metazoa, Arthropoda, Collembola, Entomobryomorpha, Isotomidae.